Molecule: messenger RNA, 1287 nt
Organism: Oppiella nova
Lineage: Eukaryota; Metazoa; Arthropoda; Arachnida; Sarcoptiformes; Oppiidae
Source: the annotation of a GenBank genome assembly
UGUCUAACGGCUGUCCACUCUCUGUUUGCUCGUAAAGCGUGUCACGACAUCGACCAGUGGCCACAGCCAACACCCGGUGCCACACUUAACCUCCCACUCAUGGGUGUUGUACUUCAGGUAACGGUUCCCAAUCGUAGCGAAAAGCUCAACCACUCACCAAACACGGAGAACCCGUACCCGUCGGUCAGCAUCACAGCCCUCACCUCCGGCAACAGCUCCGGGAUCUCGCCGUCACCAUCGCAGCAGUCGCUGAAUCCUUAUCCCGUUGUCAUACCAUCUGUUUAUGAGCUAAAUAUCUAUAAGUCUUUGGCGUCGAUCGUAACCCACUGUCAGCUACUGUGGGAACUGGUGCUGACGUGCGAACCCGUGACAGUUAUGGCGCCCACACCUGAUGUCUGCUCGGAGACCGUCCAGUCUCUGGUGUCACUCAUUUUGCCGCUAAAGUACGGCUCAGACUUCAGGCCCUUCUUCACGAUCCACGACUCGGAGUUCAAGGAAUACACCACUAAAACACAGUCACCUCCGCCUGUGAUUCUUGGCGUCACGAACCCGUUCUUCGCUAAGACUCUACAGCAUUGGCCACACAUUAUCCGUAUCGGCGACUACGGCACCGCGAAUAAUAAUCACAAAAACAAAAUCAAAAAGUCUGGACUCAUAAAGACGUUGGACUCGAAGACCGGGGUUUACACCAAAUACAAGCCAUUCCUCCAGAAAGACCGCGAAAUACUCAAGAAAUUAGUGAAAGGAGUGGACAGUAAGCGUCCCUCAGAGGUACAGUCGGCGCUCUUACGGCGCUUUUUCACGGAACUGACGCAGAGUUUUCUGAUACCAUUGGAGCGGUAUUUCGCGUCACUGAUGCCGCUCCAGAAGAAUGUCUCGCCAUUCAAGAGGACACCGAUUCUGCAGCACUUCCGACCGGACGAGUUCCUCAAGUCGUUGGAGACGUCGGGCCCUCAGCUCACCUCUGGGGUCAAAGGGGACUGGCAGGGCCUGUACGCCCGGUUCCUCAGGUGUCCCAACUUUGUCUGCUGGUACGACUCGCGGCUCCGGGAGGCCAACCAGAAGCUACGGUGGCNCAUCAGUGGCGCUAAUCUCGUCGAUUGGAUUCGCGAUAAGGCGGAGGUCGAGGUCGUGGACCUGAUUCUCAGGAUUAAGGAUAAGCUGUCGGCCGUCGAGUCCGAUGGCCUCCCAUUGGACGGACAGACUGUGGAGAAGUUGAGGUCCAAUUUGGUGGCGAUUAUCGAUACACUGCCCGAAGACCUCAAAGAGAUUCUUAAGAAAACAUAA